This is a messenger RNA of Camarhynchus parvulus, 1773 nucleotides long. RefSeq names its product antizyme inhibitor 2 (gene AZIN2). The coding region runs from base 352 to 1725 and encodes 457 amino acids. NCBI's taxonomy places the organism in Eukaryota, Metazoa, Chordata, Aves, Passeriformes, Thraupidae. Gene Ontology annotation, cellular component: cytoplasm. Gene Ontology annotation, molecular function: catalytic activity. The transcript is spliced from 11 exons. The record is from RefSeq and is a predicted model, not a curated record.
GAGAAGGGGUGCAGAGCCCCCCCAUCCUCUGCAGGGGCUCGGGACAGGCAGGGAGCUGGGGCAGGACAAACAGCCGGCCCUGGGGCUGGUUCAUUCUCCUGGGAUACCCAUGGCAGAAUCCGUUUAAAUGCUUUCCGAGCCCCUGCACUGCUUCUCCCCAGAGACCCCGGACCCCCAGGCACAGCUACACCUCAGGCUGCUGCAGGAGCUCGGUGUUCCUUGGGGAGCCCCCCUGACAGCACACCAGGACACCUGGGAGGGACAUCUGCACCGUGCGCGUCUCAUCCUUAGAAUCCAUCCCCUGCUCCAGGAGGCUUUAAAGGAGCAUCCCCACACCCAGAACAUCCCACCAUGAACGGGUUCUUGAACGAAUCCAAUUUCCUGAUGGUGGAGGAGGGCUUCACCACCAGAGACCUCCUGGAGAACCUGCUGGGGGAGCUGUGCCAGGAGAGCCAGCAGCAAGCCUUCUUCGUGGCAGACCUGGGGGACAUUGUGAAGAAGCACCUGUGUUUCCUGAAGGCCCUGCCCCGGGUGAAGCCCUAUUUCCCUGUGAAGUGCAACGGCAGUGAAGGGGUGAUCAGGCUGCUGGCAGAGCUGGGGGCAGGCUUUGCCUGUGCCAACAAGGCAGAGAUCACCCGGGUCCAGGGCAUUGGGGUGCCACCAGACAGGAUCUUCUACAGCAGCCCCUGCAAGCAGGUCGCCCACCUCAGGUAUGCAGCCAGCCACGGGGUCAGGCUGAUGGCCUUUGACAACGAGGUGGAGCUCAGCAAGGUGGCCAGGAGCCACCCCCGUGCCAGGAUGUUGUUGGGCAUCACUGCUGACCCCAUCCCUGCUGCCCACCCCAGCCUGAGCUUUGGGAGCACGCUGGAAUCCUGCGGGCACCUGCUGCACACAGCCAAGGACCAGGCUCUGGAGGUUGUUGGCAUCAGCUUCCACCUGGGGAGCCGUGGGCUGGAGCCCCAGGCCUGGGCCCAGGCUGUGGCCACAGCACAGCUGGUGUUUGACAUGGGGACAGAGCUGGGACACCACAUGCACCUCCUGGACAUCGGGGGAGGCUUCCCUGCCACUGAGGACACCAGAGCCCCGCUGGAAGAGAUCGCUGCUGGGAUAAACUCUGCCUUGGAUUUGUACUUCCCUGAGGGCAGUGGGGUGGAAAUUAUUGCCAGGCCUGGCCGUUACUACGUCACCUCUGCCUUCACCCUGGCUGUCAGCAUCACUGCCUUGGAGGAGAUCCCCGUGGAGCAGCCUGGCUCUGAUGAGGAAGAGUGUGGCAGCAAGAAGAGCCUGGUCUAUCACCUCAGCGAUGGCAUCUACGGCGCCUUCAGCUGCCUGCUGUUCGACAGCCCCUGCCCCAGGCCCCGGCUGCACAAGAGGCCGUGCCCAGAGCAGCCCUGGCACAGCUGCAGCCUGCGGGGGCCUGGUGAGGAUCCCAGCAUCGCCGAGGGGCUGCGGCUGCCCCAGCUGCACGUCGGGGACUGGCUGAUCUUUGGGGACAUGGGGGCCUACAGCAUGCCAACGUCAGCCCUGCUCACGGCCGGCUGUGCCCAGGCGCGGGUCACCUACGCCAUGUCCCGUGUGGCCUGGAAAACCAUGCAGCUGUUCCAGGGCAAGGCUCCCCAGACAGAGGAUGAGCGCGAGAGCCUCUGCACGCCCCUGUCCUGCGGCUGGGAGAUGGCAGAGACGCUUUGUGUGCCCCCUGUCUUCGCUCCAGCGGGCAUCAUCUGAGCAGCUCUGGGGCAGGAGCCACGCUGGGAAAGGCCCCGUGGUGGUACU